Messenger RNA from Symbiodinium sp. CCMP2592, 1932 nucleotides. The record is from the annotation of a GenBank genome assembly. NCBI's taxonomy places the organism in Eukaryota, Dinophyceae, Suessiales, Symbiodiniaceae.
AUGGCCACAGUGCCGCCAGGGUGGGUUCAGAUUGAUCCGACAUCGUCCGUGGACGGCGGCUUCCAGGGGAAUGGGGUCUCAAAGCUGGGAGCCGAGCUCCGGCGCCAGGGGACUGGAGAGACGAGCCUCAUGGAGUUCUUCGAACUGGAGGAUGAAACCGAAGCUGUGGACCAGGAUGGAGAGGAAGGCGAGGACCCGAACUUGGAGCUGAAGGAUGGUCGGAGACCUUUCGGUGCGUCCUCUUCAACUCUGGACCUUCUGCAAGAGCAGGCCACCCAGAUGAUAGCCACCAAAGUCGAGCCGGAGAGUGAGCCGCAGGUGCCCGUUGUGGAGAGGGCUUGGUUCGUCUUAUUCAUGGGGCUCGUAGUUGUGGUGAAUGCAGUCUGCAUCGGCCUGGAGGUGGACCUCGCAGCGACUAUUCCGAUUGUCUUCAUCGCUGCCAACAAUGCCUUUCUCAUCCUUUACAUGGGCGAGCUUGGAAUGAGGUUCGUGACAUAUCGCUUCGGGAUAUUCCAAGACCCACUCACCGUACUGGACCUGAUUCUUGUUUUGCUGGUUUUCGUUGAAGAGUUUGCCUUCACGGGCAACCUGGCGAGAUCGCUGCCAGCCUUUCGGCUCCUGCGGCUCCUGAGGCUGGCACGUGCCGCACGGUACAUGACAGCCUCGCCGCAACUACUUGCGUUCAUUUCAAACGCAACGCGAACAAUGAAGACACUUGGCUGGGUUUGCCUCAUCUUGUGCGUCUUCGUUUGGAGUACUGCAGCCUGUGCGCAUUACGUCAUAGGUCAGUCAUCCGUUUGGAACGACACCUUCGAUCCUUGGCAGGAGUACGAGGCCUUUGAGGCUUUCGACAACCGCCAGUACUUCGGAUCUGCUACGAAGAGCUUCCUUACCUUGAUGCAGGUCAUUACAAAUUCACAGUGGGCAAAUCACAUAGCAAGGCCAGUUGUGUUUCGGUAUCCGGCCAUAGCUGGAUUUCUUGGGUUCUUUCUUCUGAUUACGACAUUCGGCCUACUGUCAUCGGUGGUCGCAAACAUUGUACAGGAUGCUCUCGAGACCUCACGGAUCUUGGAGACAUCAACUCGCGAGGUGGAGCGCGAGAACCGGCAGCAGAUGGGAAUGAAAGCACGCACGUUGCUUCGGCUCAUGGACGAGGAUGGAAACGGUCAGCUCGCAGAGCGCGAGGUAGACCAAGCUCUGAAAAACGAGGAAUUCCGCCAGACGCUGCUGGACCUAGAGGUUCCUGUCCUUGAUGCUGAAAGCUUGAUGCGCCUGUUUGACAAGGAUGGCAAAGGCAGCAUAACCUUUGACUUCCUGGUCAAGGGUUUGGUGAGCAUGCUCGAUGACAUCGAUGACAAGGACUGGGCGUUUCUGGCGAUAUGGAGUGAAGGUCUUCAUCUCCGUGCCGAUAUUGUGGAGAGAAGGUGUGAGCUGCUUUUCCAAGGAGUUCUUCGAUUGCAUGGCCUCCUGGAGUAUUGUUUGACGAGCUUAUAUCAGUUCCUGGACAGUCUGGAAUCAACGACUCGACACUACAGGGCUUUGCGCUACGUCCGUUCGGCUCCGCCUCCCAUUGCUGCUAGUAUUUACGAAGUUUUGAACAUCAAGGUGGCAGACGAGGCGCCCAUGGACGAAGCCGAAGCUUUCAUUGGCUUUGCCCGGCGCUACAUGGGCCCCAGCGAUCGAUUGGCCCCCCUAUCUGAGCCUCCACCGCUGGUUCCUUUUCCUGAUGUUCGCAAGACGCUAACGAAUCGCAAGGCUGUUCUUCCCCCGGCGCCCUGCAAGCCUGCUGUGUACAGAGCCAGGUAUCUCCGAGAACAGGUUGCAACUGAUGCUCAUAAUGCACGAUACGACGUGAGUGCGAUAGGUGCCGAGUCCGCCGUGUUUGCAAAGUUGAAGCAAGAAUUGACUGUUGACCCCGAGCUUCUUGAGUGA